Messenger RNA from Kogia breviceps (pygmy sperm whale), 1340 nucleotides. The record is from RefSeq and is a predicted model, not a curated record. Lineage: Eukaryota; Metazoa; Chordata; Mammalia; Artiodactyla; Physeteridae.
CGUGUGUUUCCAAAAUGGCGGCAGCGAUGGAUGUGGAUACCCCGAGCAGCACGAACAGCAGCGCGGGCAAGAAGCGCUUUGAAGUGAAAAAGUGGAAUGCGGUAGCUCUCUGGGCCUGGGAUAUUGUGGUUGAUAACUGUGCCAUCUGCCGGAACCACAUUAUGGAUCUUUGCAUAGAGUGUCAAGCCAACCAGGCGUCUGCUACUUCUGAAGAGUGCACCGUUCCGUGGGGAGUCUGUAACCAUGCUUUUCACUUCCACUGCAUCUCCCGCUGGCUCAAAACACGGCAGGUGUGUCCGUUGGACAACAGAGAGUGGGAAUUUCAAAAGUAUGGGCACUAGAAAAAGAGAAUUCUUCCAUCAAGCUCAACUGUUUCAUUAGCCAUUUAAUGACUUGCCCUCCUGUUACUUAAUUAUAAAUUAUAUAGAACUGUGUUUUUUUUCUGCUUUGUCUUUUCAGUUUGCUAUUCCUGUACCUAUAUUGUAUUCUGUGUCAAAUAAAAUCCAGUUGGAUUCUAGAAGAGAUGCCGCCUCUUGUGUAUGUGAAAAAAGUGAACACAAAGGGACCCCUCUUUCUAGGUUGGAAAGCCAGCUUUUGAAAGUGAGAUGUUUGCUCGUUAGAGCCAGAGCAGAGCUGUCCUGAGAGAACGUCUCUUGGUCAUGAGCAAGCCUGGUCCACAGCCCAGCUACCGAUGGCAGUCUUGGGCAAGUCGCCUCUCUGCUCCGAGCUCUUCUUCUGUAAAGUGGCUGCUGAGGACUAAAUGGCGUCAUGUGGGCACAGAAAGAGGCUUUGUGAACUGUUAAGAACACUAUACAAAUGUUAACUUUGUGUAUGACAUGUUGCUUUCUCUUCUUAGUUUAGAAAAGUAAACUUGAAGAAAUCUGAUAAGUAAUCUUGGCUGCCAAAGGAGUAAUCUAUGAACUCAAGUUGGAAAUCGAUGUUAUUUAAAAUUGAGUUAACAGGAGAAUUCAAGUUUCCUUCCCCACCACCACCCUUUGCAAUUUGUUUAAAAUGCCUUGGCCAUGGAAACAACUGCCAGGUCUAAUACUAAUUCAAUGGCUAUAUAGUCUUUAACUGAGAGGCAGGUUAGUUUACUGCAGUGGUUCUCAAAGUAUGGGCUGAGGACUUCCGAGGGUACCAGAAACCCUUUCAGGAGGUUCACAAAAUUCCUUUUCCAACUGCAUGACUGUACGAGGCCAGCUUUUCUUUAUAUCCUUCAACCAAAGCAACCUAUUGAAUGAAGAAGCAGAGGUGAGGAUCCGGCUGUCUUCUACUAAGUCGGAUAUAAAAGAGAUUUGCAAAAAUGUAAAACAGUGCCACUCUUCUAAUUUUUUGUUUUG